Fraxinus pennsylvanica is the source of this 504-nucleotide messenger RNA. NCBI's taxonomy places the organism in Eukaryota, Viridiplantae, Streptophyta, Magnoliopsida, Lamiales, Oleaceae. The record is from the annotation of a GenBank genome assembly.
AUGUUCCUUCUCCUAAAUGGGAAGACCUCAUCAACUCCUGUAGGAAGGAUAUCAAUCAUAAAAGGACAUUUGAAGGCAUCAUUGAGAUUUAGUUGCACAUUCAAGGCAUUGAGAUCGACUACUGACAAGUAUGGAAGAGACAAUAUAUGUAUUGCAGGACAUUCUUUAGGAGCAGGUUUUGCUCUCCAUGAAGGAAAAACAUUAGUCCAACCAGGAAUAAACGUGGAGGCACAUUUGUUCUAUCCGCCCUCGAUUUCAUUAGUUAUGAGUUUAAGAAACAUCGGGGAAAAAGCUGAGGUCAUUCGGAAGAGGUUCAAGUCAAUGCUUCCUUCGAGCACUGAAGUUCAGUCGACCGGUGACAAGGGAAUGAUGAAAUCUACUACAUUGGGAUCAAAGCAAUGGAUACCCCAUUUGUAUGUAAACAAUAGAGACUACAUUUGCUGUGCCUAUACUAACUCCAUGAAUCAGAAGGUAACAAUGCCGCUGAUAUCAAGAAAAAUGUAA